AUGCAAAAUGAUUGGAUUAAGUGCAUCAGACAGGAAAUAAAUGAUUUCAAAUGGCUUCCAUCAAAAAAUGCAAGAAUAUGCAGUGACCAUUUCUGUAAUAAAGAUUAUAAGGGUUAUGAUGGAGAAAGGAAGGUAAUGCUGAAGAAAGCAUUCCCAUGUUUUCAAGACAUUAAGAAAGUAAACUUGUCAUACCUGUUCAAUAAUUUUAAUAAGAUUGUUUUAAAUAACUAUUCUCAAUGUCAUUUUAUUAACACUACAUUAAAAGGUGGCUACAAAACAUUGAUGCAAUAUUCCGAAAUUAGUAAAUAUACGAUCCUAACUUUUGACUUGGGCGAUAAAAAAUCACCCUCCAAUUUCCCUCCGGAAAACAUGAAAAAGAAGAUUCCGGUUAAUCCGAAAUAUAAAGAUGUCAAAGCGACCAUUGACACUGGGGCCAGUAUGUCUAAGUAUCUUCAAAAGAUAGAGGAAAUUAAACAAAAUUACAAGUUCUCAAAGGAUGAAAUCUUCAAAAGAAUCAAGAUAACAACGUUUGUUCAGUUGUUAGUACAGGUGUACAAGUUGACAAAUGGAGAUGAGUUUGAUAUGCCUAGUACCCCAGCCGAUACAGAAAGAUCUGUAGAUGGCGCAAACGCUGAUGAGGAUUCACUUGACAAACCUUCAAAUGCAAGUUUUGCGAGUGGUGAAGUUAGCAAUAGAUCUACGUUACUUGGUGUUUCUCAAGGCAUUGGCGAGUUUGAUGUGUUGAGAGAGAAGAACUCAAGCAACAACACAGCAGCAACUAACUCGGGGACCACCAGCACCGCCAGCAGCAACAACAACAAACAGCUGCUAUUAAAAAGAGGCGUGGCUUAUUCUCUGAGCAGCUGCCAAUCGAAUUGCCCCUUCCUUCUGUUGGAUAUCAGAAAUAGAGAUGAGUAUGAUCAGUGUCAUAUCAUUCCCGCGAUCAGCUAUUCAAAGAGCAUGCUUUCUCGAUCUGUCAAUUAUGAAUCUCAAGAGAUGCUUGACUAUAAAAAUAAAGAAGGCUGCAUAAUAAUUGUUUAUGAUGAAGAUGAAAAAAUAGCCAGUAGCGUUGCAACUACACUAGUUCAGAGGGGCUAUGAUAACAUAUUCAUGCUUUCCGGAGGCUUAAAAGUGGCAAGCAAACUCUUUCCGGAAGGAUUAAUAACCGGGACGUUACCGUCUUCACUGACGACUGCAAAGAAAUUAAAAUCCCCGUCAACUGAAUUAGGAGAAUCAACACCAAAGAUAAAACAAUGCCUGGAGAGAGAGGACAUAGAUAAAUUAGAAAUCUACUUGAGUAAUUUGUCUAUGGUCCCAGAAGCCAACAGUCGCAUGAGCACUUCAACAUUGGAGACUGAACGCUACAAGGAUUGCUUCCUGAGACGCAAAAUUCCUGCUCGUUAUAUAAAAUGUUUUCGACUGACUGGCUCAGAGAAUUCUUAUGCCUUCUCGAGACUUUUCUUUCGUUACUGA
Messenger RNA from Helobdella robusta, 1473 nucleotides. RefSeq lists its product as hypothetical. Gene Ontology annotation, biological process: cilium assembly; protein polyglutamylation. The transcript has 12 exons. The coding region runs from base 1 to 1473 and encodes 490 amino acids. Gene Ontology annotation, cellular component: ciliary basal body. The record is from RefSeq and is a predicted model, not a curated record. Lineage: Eukaryota; Metazoa; Annelida; Clitellata; Rhynchobdellida; Glossiphoniidae.